Molecule: messenger RNA, 1757 nt
Organism: Sesamum indicum (sesame)
Lineage: Eukaryota; Viridiplantae; Streptophyta; Magnoliopsida; Lamiales; Pedaliaceae
Product: Exostosin family protein
Molecular function (GO): glycosyltransferase activity
Source: RefSeq, a predicted model, not a curated record
CUUGAUGCUGCCUUUCAAGCAAAUAUUGAGUCCGAAACAUCUUCAACAAUGAUCUCAAUUCAAAUAAGAUCAGAUCAUUUUUGUUGUGCUCUGUCUCUCUCUCUCUCUCUCUCUCACACACACACACACACAUAUAUAUGUAUAUAUGUUAAAUAUUUAGAGCUGGAUCUGAAGCCAACUCAUAAUAAAACACCUUAAACACGAACCCAAGUCUCUAAGCAGAGGAUUCAAUCAAUGGCACCCAAAACCCCUCCCCUCUUCCUCACGCUCACUCUCCUCUCUCUCCUCUCCCUUGUCUUCUUCCUCCUUCAUUCCUCCACCGCCCCACCACCUCCACCUAAUGCCAAAAAUGCCCUUACCACAUCACAAGAUUUCAUCAAAGUCUACAUUUCACCUCUCCCCAGAUCCCUCAACUAUGGCCUCUUGGACAAAUACUGGGCCUUAACCUCCGAUACACGGGUCGGAAGUGAAGUAGACAAUGAAAUAAGGAAGACCCUUUUGCCCAAACUUCCCAAGAAAUCUCUUCCGUAUCCUGAAAACCCCAUAAUUAAACAGUACAGUGCCGAGUACUGGAUCUUGGGGGAUUUGUCGACCCCUGAGGAGUUAAAAGGAGAGUCUUUUGCGAAAAGGGUUUUGGAUUACAAGGAUGCUGAUGUGAUUUUUGUGCCUUUUUUCGCGACAUUGAGUGCUGAACUGCAGCUGGUGGUUAAUAAAGGUGUUUUCAGGAAGAGGGUUGAGGAGAACGAGGACUAUAUGAGGCAGAAAAUGGUGAUUGAUUUGGUUAAAAAUUCGGCAGCUUGGCAGAAGUCUGGUGGCAGAGAUCAUGUUUUUGUUCUCACGGACCCUGUUGCAAUGUGGCAUAUCAAAGAUGAGAUAGCUCCUGCAGUCCUCCUUGUGGUGGAUUUUGGUGGCUGGUACAGGCUUGAUUCCAAAACAUCCAAUGAUAGCUCAUCUGACUUGAUGAUACAUCACACCCAAGUUUCGCUAUUGAAAGAUGUCAUUGUGCCGUACACCUAUUUGCUUCCUAGGCUUCACCUAUCCGAAAACCAGAAGCGAGACACUCUUCUUUACUUCAAAGGAGCAAAGCAUCGGCACCGGGGUGGGAUUGUUCGAGAAAAACUAUGGGAUUUGUUGAUCAAUGUGCCUGGAGUUGUUAUGGAAGAAGGCUUUCCCAAUGCAACUGGGAAGGAGCAGUCCAUAAGGGGAAUGAGGAAGUCAGAGUUCUGUUUACACCCAGCAGGGGAUACGCCCACCUCAUGCAGACUUUUUGAUGCCAUCCAGAGCCUCUGUAUACCCGUGAUUGUUAGCGACAACAUAGAGCUCCCAUUUGAAGGAAUGUUGGAUUAUUCAGAGUUUUCUGUUUUUGUUGCAGUUAGUGAUGCUUUGAAGCCAAAUUGGCUUGUGAAUCAUCUUCGAAGUUAUUCCAGUGAACAGAAGGAUAGGUAUCGUAAAAAUAUGGCUAGGGUUCAACCGAUUUUUCAGUAUGACAAUGAUCAUCCGGGGGGCAUUGGUCCAAUACCACCAGAUGGUGCUGUGAACCAUAUUUGGAAAAAAGUUCAUCAAAAACUGCCAAUGAUCAGAGAAGCUAUUACUCGAGAGAGGAGAAAACCACCAGGAGUUUCAGUUCCACUUCGUUGUCAUUGUACUUGAACGUCAUAGUUGUAUGAUACCAUUCAUUAAAUUUCUUUAUUUGCAUUCUCUCUAUCAAUGUGAGUUUAUUCCUCUGCAAGAAAAUCUAAAUGCAUGGUUCAUGUUAA